AUGUUCCGCGAACACAUUACCAGCGCCGAGUUGAGUCUGGACCAAGCAUGCAUUUUUAUUUCAGAAGAGCGGCAUCCCGCGUCUGUUACCGGCAGGCUCAAUCUCGCUCUUGCACAAGUCGUCUCGGUCAAGAGUAUCAAAGUGAGAUUACGGGGAACAUUUGCGAUACCUAUUGAGGGAGUGUUUAGUUCAGAAAACCGUGAACAGAUCACAUUCGAGCGAGAACAGCCACUCGCUUCUUCGAAAACACUCAACGCAUUCCAAAUGCCGGCAGGAGAGCACGCCUUUUUAUUCGAUAUUCCACUUCCAAGCAAGAUUUUCGACACGGCGACUGGCGCAAACCAUCAAUAUCACACAUACCGCGUAGAGGCCAUUAUCGAACGGCGCCUCAAAAGCGAUUUCGUGGUCUCGCAGCCGGUUAGGAUUUACCAGGUUUCCGAUUUGGAAACAAGCUAUUUAAGACCACAUUGCCCGCUGACUCUCGAAGGUCACUCCAACGAAAAUAUCCAGUAUUGUCUCUCCAUCACUGAUCGGAAUGUACCCUUUGGUUGCACAUUUCCUGUGGAAUGCUGGUUUGCACCGCUGUUGAAAUACGCCAAGCUCAACACCGUUACAACGAAAGUGAUUGAGAAACAAACUGCGCGGAUGGAAGCUACUGCUGCGGAAUCAGUGCGACACAACAUGCGGUUUAUCACUGCUGCACAAACUCAAACUGUGUUCUCCAAGACCAUCGAUUUCUCUCGAGAGGAGUCUCCGGUAGAUGGUUCGGACAUUGAAUGGCGCUUCACUACUCCAGUCUCUCUGCCUCAGAGUCUCGACGCGUGCUCGCAGAGCAUGUCGACCAGACAUAUCAAGAUCACCCAUGAACUUUCGAUCACUGCUGAGUUCCGCGAUGAGGAAGGAAAUGUAACAGCUGUGAUCACGGAAGUUAUGCCGUUUAAGAUUCAUAUGACACCCAAUGUGAUUGGAGAAGAUGCGUCCGUUCAUGGGCAAGAUAUUCAACACAUCCAGGGAAAUCAAAGUCCUCCUCCGGCUUACGGUGAUCGCUUUUCGGACUCGAUAGUAGCGGUAGCUACUCAACUGAAUCUUUGUGGCCACCCGACGAUAGCGGAGAUCGAUUCUGCGCGAUCCUCAAAUGAGCAAAGUGCGAGUAUUCACGCCACGCAGCCUGCUCCCCGAUAUGAAGAGGUCGCAUAG
Molecule: messenger RNA, 1197 nt
Organism: Penicillium mononematosum
Lineage: Eukaryota; Fungi; Ascomycota; Eurotiomycetes; Eurotiales; Aspergillaceae
Exons: 5
Coding region: 1-1197 (398 amino acids)
Biological process (GO): ubiquitin-dependent endocytosis
Cellular component (GO): cytoplasm; cytosol; plasma membrane
Molecular function (GO): protein-macromolecule adaptor activity; ubiquitin protein ligase binding
Source: RefSeq, a predicted model, not a curated record